Molecule: messenger RNA, 265 nt
Organism: Prorocentrum cordatum
Lineage: Eukaryota; Dinophyceae; Prorocentrales; Prorocentraceae
Source: the annotation of a GenBank genome assembly
GCCCACGGAGUCGAACACAGUGACGCCGAGGGGCGCGUCGGAAACCAGCAUCGUCUGCGGCCUGACUGCGCAGGCGCCCAGCUGUUGUCGGAGUCCUUCGUGGACUCCGGGACCCCGCUUCCCUUCGCCGGCGUUUUCGCCGUCGGCGCCCUCGACGCCUUCGUCCACGCGGAGGCAGCCAGCCGCGCGCUGGCGCCCACGACCGUCUCGACGGGGAGCCGCAACCCGAUCCGGACCAGCGCCCAGCCGCAGCACCGCCUCAGCG